AUCCUUGAUCCUCUCAGCUCCAGAGCUCCAGUCACCAAGCUCAUCACCAUGCGUCUCUCGUACCUCCUCACAUCCAUCUUCCCAUUCGCAGUAUCCGCUUCUCUCCAGGAGCAAAUCAUAAUUCCACCAAUGUCGCAGACCACCAAAGAAUCCAUCUCAUCACCAUUCACAAGCUCCCAGCCCACGCUCGCGGACUUGCUCACCAUCGAGCCCUUAGCGAGUAUAUAUUACUCGUAUGCUCGAGAGACGGAGUUGUCGUCUAGUUUCUUUUCUGAGUCUGUCUGGUAUACGAUGCUCGUACCGACGAACAAGGCUGUUAUGGCGCUGGCUCGGAAACCACACCAAGGUCCGGAGCCGGUAGAGCCCAAGAUUGAGAUCUCAGAACAGGAGCUGGACGAAAGGUCUAAGAGAAAUGUUGAGCGAUGGGUCUCAGCCCACAUAAUUCCUUCUCGCAUCUCCCUGUCCGACGCGCCUGCUUCCUAUGAAACGCUGCAAGAUGGGAAACUCGUUGCUGUCACACCUGUUCCCAACUCAAAGCCUGACUCACCCGAGUGGAUGCGGGUGACUUUAGAGGAUGGUGUGCGCAUCAUAGGGAUGAAGAAGGCGCAGAACGGCGUGAUUUACCUGAUAGAUGGUACCGUCGUUCCAAACUGAUCAUAAUUUUCAUUGUCGCCCGGCAUAUACUAUAUCAUAUUGUAAGACCUCAACUGCGUUGUUGCGAAUAUACCGGACCAGUCAAUCUAAAAUUCUAAAGAGUCCAAUAACUGGACAGCGACUGAUAACAUUGUUGACAGCGGUAACGACAAAG
Molecule: messenger RNA, 808 nt
Organism: Suillus clintonianus
Lineage: Eukaryota; Fungi; Basidiomycota; Agaricomycetes; Boletales; Suillaceae
Exons: 4
Coding region: 49-654 (201 amino acids)
Source: RefSeq, a predicted model, not a curated record